AUGAGACCCGACAUCGGCGUAGGCGUGUUUGUCUUCAAUCCCAAGGGCCAAUUCGUCGUUGGCGUGCGAAAAGGCAGCCAUGGCGCCGGAACCCUGGCCCUCCCUGGCGGACAUCUCGAAUUCGGCGAGACUUUUGAGGCUUGCGCGGAGAGAGAAGUCCUGGAAGAAACGGGUCUGAAUAUUCGCGAUUUGCGGUUUCUGACGGCUACGAAUAGCGUCAUGAAGGAUGCGGGGAAGCACUACGUGACGAUCUUUAUGGGGGGUGUCGUCGAUGAUGAUGUGCAGCCGCAGCUCGUCGAGCCGGAAAAAUGCGAAGGGUGGAGCUGGGCGACGUGGGAGGAUAUUAAGGACCAGAGCCAGAGCGGCAAUGGGCCACGACUGUUUCUGCCGCUGUUGGAAUUGCUGCGGAAUAGGCCAUCCGUUGAUCCCAAGGAGCAGUUUGAUAAAGCUUGA
Messenger RNA from Aspergillus chevalieri, 453 nucleotides. Its product is annotated as nucleotide triphosphate diphosphatase NUDT15. Gene Ontology annotation, molecular function: 8-oxo-7,8-dihydrodeoxyguanosine triphosphate pyrophosphatase activity. The transcript has 3 exons. The record is from RefSeq and is a predicted model, not a curated record. Gene Ontology annotation, biological process: dGTP catabolic process. The coding region runs from base 1 to 453 and encodes 150 amino acids. Lineage: Eukaryota; Fungi; Ascomycota; Eurotiomycetes; Eurotiales; Aspergillaceae. Gene Ontology annotation, cellular component: cytosol.